This is a messenger RNA of Procambarus clarkii (red swamp crayfish), 1802 nucleotides long. The record is from RefSeq and is a predicted model, not a curated record. NCBI's taxonomy places the organism in Eukaryota, Metazoa, Arthropoda, Malacostraca, Decapoda, Cambaridae.
UCUAGUUCAUGCUGGAUGAAUUGUAAUGUAUUUUGAUACAGUUUUUCUAAAUACUGUACUGUACUAUAAAUACAGUAAUAGGAUAUCUCACUAGGUUUUAAAUACAGUACAGUAAUUGAAGGAUGCAAUUAUUUUUUUUAUUUAAUUUUACACUUUAAUGUAUGUAGUUGUUAUAUUACAGGUAUAUCCUCUGGGCUUAUGGAGUUUAACCACUACAGUAGCAUGUUUUAACCCCCAUUUAAUAUCGUAUUGUUCGUUUCCUAUUUCCACGUGAGAGCUUAAUUUAGGGAGAUAAAUUUGCAUGACUUUGGUUCAGAUCCUGUAUCAUACACAAAAUGGAGGUUAUCAUUCACAAAAUGGAGGUUAUCAUUCACAAAAUGGAGGUUAUCAUUCACAAAAUGGAGGUUAUCAUUCACAAAAUGGAGGUUAUCAUACACAAAAUGGAGGUUAUCAUUCACAAAAUGGAGGUUAUCAUUCACAAAAUGGAGGUUAUCACACACAAAAUGGAGGUUAUCAUUCACAAAAUGGAGGUUAUCAUUCACAAAAUGGAGGUUAUCAUACACAAAAUGGAGGUUAUCAUACACAAAAUGGAGGUUAUCAUUCACAAAAUGGAGGUUAUCAUACACAAAAUGGAGGUUAUCAUUCACAAAAUGGAGGUUAUCAUACACAAAAUGGAGGUUAUCAUUCACAAAAUGGAGGUUAUCAUUCACAAAAUGGAGGUUAUCAUACACAAAAUGGAGGUUAUCAUACACAAAAUGGAGGUUAUCAUUCACAAAAUGGAGGUUAUCAUACACAAAAUAGAGGUUAUCAUACACAAAAUGAAGGUUAUCAUUCACAAAAUGGAGGUUAUCAUUCACAAAAUGGAGGUUAUCAUACACAAAAUGGAGGUUAUCAUUCACAAAAUGGAGGUUAUCAUACACAAAAUGGAGGUUAUCAUUCACAAAAUGGAUGUUAUCACACAAAAUGGAGGUUAUCACACAAAAUGGAGGUUAUCAUUCACAAAAUGGAGGUUAUCACACAAAAUGGAGCAGCAACAUAUAGAUGCAGUACAGGGUAUAGUAAGAAUGGGAAACAAUUGGAUCACGCCCUUGCAUUGCAACAAUUACAACGCCCAACAAUUGCAACAACAAUAAUUAAUCACAAGAUUAAUCUUAUUUGCUUUCUCCAGCAUAAAAAUACGGAGGCACAAUAAACCACACUCCUUACAAAAUCAUUCAAAUAAUCAUAAAUAUAAUUGUAUAUGGGGAAAGAUUGAUUUUAAUUUAACAACCAAAGGGUGCAAUCCAUUCUGCUUUAGACCGGGGCAGGGACCACACCACCUCACAACAGAGGCUGGUAUAAAAUGAUGUCCUUUUAAUAAUUCAUCAAAAUACCUCAGAUCAUGAAUUAUUUAUAAUACGUAGCCCAACCACUUGGACUGGUCGGUAGAGCGACGGUCUCGCGUCAUGCAGGUCGGCGUUCAAUCCCCGACCGUCCACAAGUAGUUGGGCACCAUUCCUUUCCCCCGUUCCAUCCCAAAUCCUUAUCCUGACCCCUUCCCAGUGCUAUAUAGUCGUAAUGGCUUCGCGCUUUCCCCCUGAUAGUUCCCUUCCCUUCCCUUAUAAUACGUACUGUAAUAAUGUUAUAAUUAAUUUGUUUUAAUAUCACAAUUUGGUUUCAGCGACCCAGCAUACUGUCAAAUAUUUGGCCGAAGUCAUUGCCCAGGUACUCUACCUUGCUUCAAAUGAGAUGGAUGGUACAGUGACAGCAGCAUCCCUCCUGUGUCCUACAUAACAUCUUGUUAAUGUUUUAUUUUGUAACCC